This is a messenger RNA of Iphiclides podalirius (scarce swallowtail), 216 nucleotides long. The record is from the annotation of a GenBank genome assembly. Lineage: Eukaryota; Metazoa; Arthropoda; Insecta; Lepidoptera; Papilionidae.
AUGUUUGUGCGCAUACCAUUGAUCUGCCUGUGCAUCGAUGAGAAAAAGUCCGAUCAUCGAAAUAGGUAUAAUUGCGGCUUCGGCUCGGUGCCGCGGGCCGGCCGGCCGGCGCGUUCGGAUUUCCCGAAAAUUGCGCGCGAACGCAAAAAGCGCGCGCUUUCGGAAAGGCGCCGCGUCCGGUCGCGGGCGGGGCCCGGCGGAAAAGCGAACAAGACA